AAAAGAUUUCAUUUGAUUUGUUGCCGUCCUUUGAAGUAGCUGCUGGAGAACAGCACAAGAUUUGCACAGACAAAUGGAUGGAGAAUAUUAUUUAGAUUAUAAUUACUCAUACGAAUACCCUAAUGAAACCAACGUCUGUGAAAUGGGUGAUUAUUUCACAUUUAACAUCUAUCUCACUGCUGUCCUCUACAUUCUGGUAUUUUUGCUCAGUCUGCUAGGAAACACUUUGGUGUUAUGGAUCCUACUGAAAUAUGAAAACCUCACAUCAUUGACAAACAUCUUCAUCAUGAACCUCUGUGUCUCUGAUUUAGUCUUCUCCUGCAUGCUGCCUUUUUGGGUAGUGGACCAGUCUUUUGGAUGGAUUUUUGGUAAGUUCCUUUGCAAAGCAUCAAAUGCUGUUUUCUCCAUCGGCUACUACAGCGGUGUUUUCUUUUUGACUCUCAUGACUAUCCUGAGGUACUUGUUUGUGGUGAACCCCCUUUCAACUCUGAGAUCCCAGUCACAGAGCUGUGGUGUUCUGGUGUCCUUGGCUGUUUGGACUGUUAGCUUAUUAAUUGUGGUUCCUGAGGUGAUUUACACCACAGUGCAAGAAGACUUGGAAGAGCACAGGUUCUGUGAUUAUGCUGACGGGAAUUGGAAAAAGAUGGACAUUUAUGUGAGAAAUGUACUCUUCCUGCUUUCCUUUGGAGUCAUUGUAUUCUGUUACUUCAAGAUACUCAUAAUCUUGCUUAGAGCAAGAUCUCGCAGAAAGCACAGAACAGUGAAACUCAUCCUCAUCAUCGUGGUGGCUUUUUUCCUGUGCUGGGCACCCUACAACAUCCUCAGCUUUCUGAUGACUUUUCCACCACCUACCUGUCAGUAUGUGAAAGACUCCAACCUUGCCUUUCACAUCAGCCGUAAAAUUGCUUUCUCCCACUGCUGCCUCAACCCCGUGCUCUAUGUGUUUGUUGGAGUCAAGUUCAAGAGGCAUUUGGCACAGUUAUGCAGUCUGUGUUUACACUGCAGCAAUGGUCAAGCCUCCAGCCCCAGGACCUGCAAUGAAGGCAAAUUCCAGCGUGAAGGGACGUCCGUCUACUGAAGUAAAACCUAACUAUUAGGACUGAUCCUGAAUGAACUUUCAGAUUUUGCCAUGCCAUGGAUAGCCUCUAACUCUUCCCUGAGAAAGACACACACAUUUACUCUUUGCAAACAUGCUGUGUAUGGAAAAUAACAAAAUGUAUUUGCAGUGGGAUGAAGAGAUGAGAAUGCCAAGAAAUUAUUUCACUGGCCUGAAAGUCUUAAGUUCACAAUUUUUUUGCACAGUGAGAUGGAUUUUCUCUCAUUUAAACUCUCUUUUGAAAAGAAAAAAUUGCUGUUUCCUUUGGGCAUUAAAACAUCAGGUUUUAACAUAAAAGCUGUUGCGUAUCUCUUUCUUACCUGACUUAAAAUACUUGGAUUGUAUUUAGCAAUGGACACAUAGGUAUUUGUGUAAAUUUUACUGCUUUUCAGUGUUUAUCAGUGUUUAUCAGUUUACUCAUUGCUCUUUUUUUUGUGGAGGGUGAUGUCUCUGGAUUAACUGUCCUGACAAUAGCUGCAAGACCUCAGAGUUUCUGAAGGUCUCAGGGCAAAUGUUCUUUUAUCUUUUGGCAAAUAAACAUCUAUAAAACUAGCUUUGUGUAAAAGUAGUCUUUUGGGUUUGAAAUAAAAAAUUUGGGAGAGCUCUAGAAGGAGGACAAGCUGUUAAACUGAUACUUCACUAGGAUAACAGUUUUCCUUCUGUUACUGCUCUUUACCACAGGAUUCUUCCAGUCUUUGAAUAUAAUUUCAAAUGAUUGCAGCACAUCAACAGCUCAUCUCCUGAGAAGAGUGUGAGCAUAUUUACCUCUAAUUGCUCUUUCCCUCCUUUUCUCCCUUUGCCACAGUGCUGAGAACACUUAAACUUAUAAAGAGGUUAUAGUGAAAGAAUAAAUGGCUUUUUAAAUAGCAGGAUAAAAAUGGCUUGCCUUAUUUCCUUAUUUGUAAAAUUGAUGUUUGGGCUUUUUUUUUUUUUUUUUUUUUUUUUUUUUUUUUUUUUUAAUAUAAACUGAUAACCUUCUUCAUUCUAGCUCAAAACGCUGUGGUUUUUUCCCCCAGGCAGUGUAACAUAUAAUGCAUAUUCCAGUGUAGCUGAAUGACAAAGUCCCUGGAAAGCAGAAUAUUUCAUUUACCAGCAUUUAUAUAGAAAGCCAAGGCAGUUUUGCAGUGGCACAAAGCAAUGGUUUAGCAAUGGUUCUAAGCAACAGUUUGGCUUUUCGGGCAUCUGUCUUAAAAUGUCUCUGCUGUUUCCACACUAUUUCAUUUGACCUCUAAAGAUUAUCUGGAACAGACAACAGAUUCUUCACAGCUGCUGUGUAGUUCAUAAAAAGCAGAAACUCAGAUGGGCUCAUAAUACAAUAUCCUAUUUCUAAUUAUAUGCAGAAGCAAGAAUACCUAGGGAAAGGAGUAAGAAUGGGGUGAAUAUAUCUGACAUAGACCCACACAGUCUUCCUAGGGCUUGCCCACAGUUUCUACUUUGUGUUUCAGUUUGGUUGCCAGAACAAAGUGUUUGUAUCAUGCCCCUCGUCAUCAGAUGCACCAUUCUGAACUGAUCAGUCCU
This is a messenger RNA of Prinia subflava (tawny-flanked prinia), 2614 nucleotides long. It is a transcript of the gene XCR1, whose product is annotated as X-C motif chemokine receptor 1. Gene Ontology annotation, molecular function: C-C chemokine receptor activity; C-C chemokine binding. Gene Ontology annotation, biological process: cell chemotaxis; calcium-mediated signaling; immune response. Gene Ontology annotation, cellular component: membrane; external side of plasma membrane. NCBI's taxonomy places the organism in Eukaryota, Metazoa, Chordata, Aves, Passeriformes, Cisticolidae. The record is from RefSeq and is a predicted model, not a curated record. The coding region runs from base 74 to 1078 and encodes 334 amino acids. The transcript has a single exon.